Messenger RNA from Lasiosphaeria miniovina, 236 nucleotides. RefSeq lists its product as uncharacterized. The record is from RefSeq and is a predicted model, not a curated record. The transcript has a single exon. Lineage: Eukaryota; Fungi; Ascomycota; Sordariomycetes; Sordariales; Lasiosphaeriaceae. The coding region runs from base 18 to 194 and encodes 58 amino acids.
CUGGCAGGAUCAUCUUCAUGUCUGGCGGGAUGAAGGGGAUCGUCCAUUCGGCAUUGAGAAUGACUUUCUGGCGUCUUGAUCUGACGCGCGAGGAAGAAGAUAUCCUCGUAACUGGCAGGAUAAGUGUGCUAGGCCCAGGUCUAGCCCGGGGCACUGGUUGGCCCCUGCAGAUCCAGCCUAUCCCCCGCACAUAGAUCCUCCGCCUACGCGUAAAUAGCUUAGCUUCCAUAGAAAGC